Molecule: messenger RNA, 287 nt
Organism: Funneliformis caledonium
Lineage: Eukaryota; Fungi; Glomeromycota; Glomeromycetes; Glomerales; Glomeraceae
Source: the annotation of a GenBank genome assembly
AUAAAUCAUUUAAUAAUGAUGAUGCUAUGUUUGAUAACAUAAUCCUACUUAUAUCUGGAUUAAAAAACGGUACUUCCAAAGGGAAUUCAAUGCAUGUUAAGAAUUUCAAAUACAUUAUCCUUCAACUUGAUCAAAUUGAAGAACACCUAAGUGACCUAUCAAAAAAGAUUAAAUUCUCUGAAAAAUGUUUCACCAUUAUCGAUAAAGCCUUGCAUAUUAAGAUCAUUACACUCUUAGAUGCCACCAUACACAAUAAAAGCUCUUCUAGUAGAAUACAGCCUUGCUAA